CGCUGCCGCCGCAGCCGCAGCCGCGACCGGGGCACCUGGGGCCGCUAACGGUCCAGCGCCCCUCGGCGUCUGCGCGCCCUCAGCCCGGCCGACCCGGCGGCGCCCUGGGCGCUGGGCGCGAUGGGGGCCGCGGAGCCGCUGCGCUCGGUGCUGUGGGUGAAGCAGCAGCGCUGCGCAGUGAGCCUGGACCCCGCGCGGGCGCUGCUGCGCUGGUGGCGGAGUCCGGGGCCCGGAGCCGGCGCCCCCGGCGCGGAUGCCUGCUCUGUGCCUAUUUCUGAGAUCAUCACCGUUGAAGAAACGGACAUUAAUGGGAAACACUACACCAGUGGAAAAUGGCAGAAAAUGGAAAAGCCUUAUGCUUUCACAGUGCAUCGUGUGAGGAGGGCCCGGCAGCACCGCUGGAGGUGGGCGCAGGUGACCUUCUGGUGUCCUGAGGAGCAGCUGUGCCACCUGUGGUUGCAGACCCUCAGGGAGCUACUGGAGAAGCUGACGUCUAGACCAAAGCACUUACUGGUGUUCAUCAAUCCGUUUGGAGGGAAAGGACAAGGCAAGCGGAUCUAUGAGAGAAAAGUGGCACCGUUGUUUACACUGGCCUCCAUCACCACCGAGAUCAUCGUUACUGAGCGUGCUAACCAUGCCAAGGAGAGUUUAUAUGAGCUCAAUAUAGACAAAUAUGAUGGCAUCGUCUGUGUGGGCGGAGACGGCAUGUUCAGCGAGGUCCUGCACGGCCUGGUGGGCAGGACGCAGAGGGACGCCGGCGUGGACCAGGACCAGCCGCGGGCGGCGCUCGUGCCCAGCCCGCUGAGGAUUGGCAUCAUCCCUGCGGGGUCGACAGACUGUGUGUGUUACUCAACGGUUGGCACGAACGACGCGGAGACCUCGGCUCUGCACAUCGUCGUGGGGGACUCGCUGCCCAUGGACGUGUCCUCUGUGCAUCACAACAGCACGCUGCUGCGGUACUCGGUGUCCCUGCUGGGCUACGGCUUCUACGGGGACAUCAUCAAGGACAGCGAGCAGAAGCGGUGGAUGGGUCUUGUCAGAUACGACUUCUCAGGUUUGAAGACCUUCCUCUCCCAUCACUGCUACGAAGGGACAGUGUCCUUCCUGCCAGCACAGCACACGGUGGGCUCCCCGAGGGACAGGAAACCCUGCAGGGCGGGGUGCUUUGUCUGCAGGCAGAGCAAGCGGCAGCUGGAGGAGGAGCGGAAAAGGUCUCUGUACGGCCUGGAGAGCGCCGAGGAGGUGGAAGAGUGGAAGGUCGUCUGCGGGCAGUUCCUGGCCAUCAACGCCACCAACAUGUCCUGUGCUUGUCCCCGGAGCCCCCAGGGGCUCUCCCCGGCCGCCCACCUGGGAGACGGGUCUUCUGACCUCAUCCUCAUCCGGAAGUGCUCCCGGUUCAACUUCCUGAGGUUUCUCGUCAGGCACACCAACCAGGGCGACCAGUUUGACUUCACUUUCGUCGAAGUCUAUCGCGUCAAGAAGUUCCAGUUUGUGUCGAAGCCUGCGGAGGACAAGGACGGCAGCGCCCGGGGCCGCGGGAAGAAGCGAUUGGGGCAGCUGUGUAGCGACCGCCCCCCUUGCUGCUGCGCCGUCUCCAGCAGCGCCUGGAACUGCGACGGGGAGGUUCUGAGCAGCCCUGCCAUCGAGGUCAGAGUAUUUUUUGUGAAAACACGUACAAUUUAAAGAACAAGAGUAAGAUGAACAAUGAGGUACCUACCCCCCAAGCCAAGAAACUGAACUUCGCCCCCAAGCUCCCUGCGUGCCCUUGUGGACUGAGCCUGCCCUGCCUCCACCGAAGAGGUAACUACUGUUUCAGAAUUUGAGGGUAUCACUUCCUUGCUUUACCCAUGAGAGGGGAUCAGAAUGUGGCACCCCGAAAUGUGCCACUCUGGCAUAAGGACUGUUCCGAGCGGAAGACAAGAUGCCAAAAAGAGCCCUCUGCCCUCCCCCAUCUGCCUGAAAGGACCUAUCUUCCUCUUUGUGAGGGUGUGCCCCCUCUUCUCUCCUGGGCCCCCUUUGUCCCUGGAGACAAAGUUAGCACUGAGGUGGUGCUGCGCAAACAAACCUUAAUAAAACAACGCUUCUCCUCCGUUAGCUUCUCCAUAUAAAAUUCCCCAAUACAUUAACUUUACCCUAGAAGCCCAAACUCCCUUCCCUUUGCUUUGUCACUUCUUGUCAAAUGUAUUGCCCUUUAUUAAAAUCCAUAUAAGGCCCUGGGUCUGACCAUCUCUUUGGGCCUCCACUGCUUUUCUACAAAGGCCUGGAGGCACAUCAAAAAAAAAUUAAAUAUUAGCAUUAGAUAAAAAUUGUAUGCCGUUUCUUCUAAUUUGCCUUUGGUCAGUUUAGUUCACAGACCCCAAUAGGUAAACCUAAGAGGGUAGAAGAAAGGUGUUUCUUCUUCUUCCCCUACUUGUUUGUAUUCUCAGCACAGCUUUUGAGGUUUUGCUCUUUAUGUGAAGGCAUACUCUACUCUGUCAUCUUCUGUAGCCUGUUCCAUCCCGUGGGUAUUAAGACGUUUUCAUCAUGAAACGGAGUUUUCCAGUCUAUGAACAUUGCAUGUAUUUCCCAUUACGUUAAGUCCUCAUUCGCAUCUUUCAAUACAGGUUAAUAAUUUUUCCACAUGUCUCUCGAUCUUGUUUAGAUUUGUUCUUAAAAGCCUCCUAUUUUGAGGCUGUUAGUUACCCUUUACAAGUUUUGUUUUUAUGUGGAAAUGCAGUGGCUGUUUAUGUAUCAGAUUCUGUCCAGAAAAACGUGCCUCUUAUUUUUCUGCGGGUUUGGGGGCUUUCUAUAAUCACAGAUAUUUGAGUGUCAUCCUUUCCAAUCUUUCUUACUGGUGCUGGGAUGCCAGCCUUUGACAGUGGAGGACACUGGGGUCCAGAGCAGGAAGGGGCUGGGCUUCCCGGUUCCAGCGUGUUUGGGGGGGUCAGAUCUCCGCGAGCCGGGCGGCUUUCCCACACACGGGGGGACCUCCCGGACCCUCAGCUCCCAGGCAGAGGCUGCUCCCCGAGAUUCCGGCGGCCUUCAGGGUCGCCUCACCCCUCACUCCGGUCUCUGUUACAGGAAAUGAUGUUGGACUCGGCUUUGCCCAUUGGCUAAAUACUGUGGGGAGAACAGUGUUACAAUCCUGGGCUCAUCGUGAGCACCCCUCUUCGGUCAGCGUGUGACCUUAUUUAUUUACCCAUCAUAUAGUCAUAAAAUUCACUCACCACAUGCUGUGUUAGUAACAGUAAGGGCCUAUGAAGAGAACCCCGGUUCAAGAGCAGGGAAGUUCAUUUCAUCUCCCUCUGUGUCCCCUUCCACACCCGCUACCCUGGGGUGGCCGCUCUCCUGACUUGCAGCAAGUGGUGGCUUCUGCUGGGAGCCCUGCUGGGGCUCUGUCGCCCCAGGAACAAAGGCCCAAGCUCUACAGGGGCACCACGGCCCCUUUUUUUUUGUCCCAUGGACCCCCCAGGUAAAAGGUAAAGCCAAGAGCAGCCUUCGGAGCCGUGCCCUGAAAGGCACACAGUGAAACAUACGGGCCUGUGGAGGAAACCACGGGGACUGAAGAAGGGCGCUGCGCGUUUUCAACAGUGACCAGCCUCGUGUGUGCUGCUUUACCGACACGUGAAAUAACGAAACCUCUGUAAAAUGCGCAAAUCGGGGCCGUUACCUGGGGAGGCCCACCUGCGCGGCGGGUGGGAGUCUCCCCCACCACCACCACGCCCUGAGCUCCCGACCCUUCCUCACCCCAUGUUCCCCUCCAGGGAGCGGGGUUCGCUGUGGACGAGAGGGCUGUCGGAAGAGGGCCCGCCACAAAGAGGGGCAAAGGCUGAGAGGGAGCUUCAAGCGUAGGUAGGGGACCAGGAGGUUUAUUUUAGCUGCAAAAUCACAGCCUGGGUGUGUCGUCAGGAGAGUCACUGGUGAGGGGACAGCACUCCCGGGGGCGUCUGUCUGAUGUCUGCCAGGUUCCCCAGGGACCGCUGUCCCGUCACUGCUGUGUCCAGCACCUAGGACAGCGCCGGAAGUGGACAGAGGGACAGGUGGAUGGAUGGAUGGAUGAAGGGCUAGGUGGACGGAUGUGGUAUCCAAGGCCGCCCCCCUCACCACGGAGCUGGCCCACUGGACCUGGUUUCCAUCCAGCUCUGGCCACUCCCUGAGGGACCUGGGCAGGCCUCUGCCUCCCGGGGG
Molecule: messenger RNA, 4167 nt
Organism: Delphinapterus leucas (beluga whale)
Lineage: Eukaryota; Metazoa; Chordata; Mammalia; Artiodactyla; Monodontidae
Gene: CERK
Product: ceramide kinase
Biological process (GO): ceramide metabolic process; phosphorylation
Molecular function (GO): ceramide kinase activity
Source: RefSeq, a predicted model, not a curated record